Ogataea philodendri is the source of this 1869-nucleotide messenger RNA. RefSeq lists its product as uncharacterized. Gene Ontology annotation, molecular function: flavin adenine dinucleotide binding; NADPH-hemoprotein reductase activity; FMN binding. Lineage: Eukaryota; Fungi; Ascomycota; Pichiomycetes; Pichiales; Pichiaceae. Gene Ontology annotation, cellular component: cytosol. The record is from RefSeq and is a predicted model, not a curated record. The coding region runs from base 1 to 1869 and encodes 622 amino acids. The transcript has a single exon.
AUGUCACCCGAAUCUACAAACGACCCGAAAUUUGCUGCUGACACGAGCCCAGAUGUCACAGAGUUUGGAGUUCUAUACGGUUCUCAAACCGGAACAGCUGAGAAGCUUGCCCAUCAGCUGGCUAAAGAUGUCGCAGACAGGUUUGAUAAGUCUGCGACAGUCACCACCAUUGACAACUACGACUUUACAGCUAUAAGCAGCUCAGACAAGGAGCAUUUGCUUAUUUUGCUCGUAUCAACAAAUGGUGACGGCGAUCCGAGCGACAAUGCAAUGAAGACGUUCCGGUACAUUUCUGAUCUAUGUCGAGAGCCAGAGCACAACCAAUUGUUGUCCAGAUUGAGGUUUGGAAUAUUUGGACUAGGAAACACAGCAUACGAUGCAUACCAGGGAGCUGCAAGAAAUUACAAAACGUGCUUGCUAGAUCUCGGCGCUCAUUUGGUGGCUCCCUAUGGAGAGGGGAAUGAUGAAAAAGGAGAACUGUAUGAAGAUUUUGUGUCAUGGAAAAGCAAGUUUUUGGUUAACAUGGGCAGUGAAUGCAACUGGAAAGUGAUAAAAGAAGACCAGUAUACUCCAUUAUAUCAAAUACAACCCGUCUCUGCCAGAAAACACACAGAUGGACAACUUGUGGCUUCAUUACGUGACCUGGAUUUCUUGGAUAGGCCUCCGUUCCAUAUGGCCAAGCCUUUCAUGGCACCAAUACGAAGCUGCAGAAUAUUCACCAGUGGCGAAAGAUGCCAGUUUCAUUGUGAACUCGAUCUCGAGGGAUCUAGAUUACGGUAUCAAACAGGAGAUCACAUUGGAAUUUAUCCGACAAACAGAAUAGCAGAUGUGGAGCAGUUUCUUUUCGCUUUUGGUCUGCUUGACCGCAAGGACGAAAUUGUUCAAGUGCGCUCUUCUACACCUCUCUGGUUUGUCACACCUACCACUUAUGUGGCCAUUGCACGCCACUAUCUGAGCAUCAAUUCUCCGGUUUCCAGUGAAAUCAUCCAACAAAUUAGCAAGUUUUCACCUUCGAAAGAGGCCAGAGAAAAGCUGGAAUUACUGGCAUCACGGGAACAGUUUGUUAAAAAAGUGAUCAAGCGGAAGCAAACCCUUUACAGACUGCUUCUAGACGUUUCUAGUGGCCAGCCAUGGCCAGAUGUACCAUUUUCAUUAUUGCUUGAAUCGUUGGGUAAGUUGCAACCACGGUUCUAUUCCGUUGCAUCGUCAAAUUUGAUGUACGAGAACCAAGCACAUAUAAGCGUGAAAUGUGAACGAGAAACGAUCGAUAACGACGCAUUUUACGGUGUGUGUUCAAACUUCAUUGAGGAAGCUUGUUUCAAGUCUUCCAACUUGUACUUAAAUCCGGACUCUUCGAUCAAACUCCCAUUAUACAUCAGAAGGUCCAAUUUCAAACCGCCAGUGAGAAAAGAUCGUCCUAUCAUUAUGAUCUGUGCGGGAACAGGAAUAGCUCCGUUCAGGGGCUUCAUCCAGGAACGCAUUGCCCAAUCCAAAUCUGGAGCCGUUGGAAAAAAUCUCCUUUUCUUCGGUUGCAGAGACGAAAACGAUGCAUUGUACUCGGACGAUAUUGCUCAGUACCAGAAACAAUUGGGCUCGAGUCUUGAAGUGCAACUCGCCUACUCAAGAGCUGACCCUUCACACAAAAUUUACGUGCAGGAAAAAGUACGCGAACAUGCUAUUCAGGUGUAUGCAUUAAUUACUCAGGGUGCUUAUAUCUACGUUUGUGGAAACUCUGUCAAAUUAUCGAGCAGCAUGAAUCGACUAAUGAGAGAACUGCUAAUACGUCAAGGGGGUGCAAGUGAAAUCGAAGCUGCAAAAGAAUUAAAACAGUUCAGAUUAUCAGGCAGAUAUCAGGAAGAUCUUUGGUGA